AUGGCUCAACAGUUUGUCAACAGCAGAAUCCACCCUGGGAAGGUGGUCGUGUUCAUCAAGCCCACCUGCCCCUACUGCAGACAGACCCAAGAGAUUCUCAGCCAGUUGCCUUUCAAACAAGGGCUCUUGGAAUUUGUUGAUAUCACAGCCACUACUGACAUGAAUGCGAUUCAGGAUUAUCUCCAGCAACUCACAGGAGCCAGAACAGUGCCUCGGGUUUUUAUGGGUACUGACUGUAUAGGUGGCUGCUCCGAUCUAAUAACUAUGCAAAAGAAUGGGGAGCUGUUGAAGCGUCUAGAGGAGAUGGGAGUUCUACAAUAA
Molecule: messenger RNA, 321 nt
Organism: Orycteropus afer afer
Lineage: Eukaryota; Metazoa; Chordata; Mammalia; Tubulidentata; Orycteropodidae
Gene: GLRX
Product: glutaredoxin
Exons: 2
Coding region: 1-321 (106 amino acids)
Source: RefSeq, a predicted model, not a curated record